This is a messenger RNA of Sturnus vulgaris (Common starling), 5303 nucleotides long. RefSeq names its product guanylate cyclase soluble subunit beta-2-like. The record is from RefSeq and is a predicted model, not a curated record. Gene Ontology annotation, molecular function: heme binding; guanylate cyclase activity. Gene Ontology annotation, cellular component: guanylate cyclase complex, soluble. Gene Ontology annotation, biological process: cGMP biosynthetic process; response to oxygen levels. Lineage: Eukaryota; Metazoa; Chordata; Aves; Passeriformes; Sturnidae.
AUGUUCGUAUAUUUGCUUUUGCAGUAUGGAUUUAUAAACACGUGCCUGAAGUCUUUGGUGGUUGAAAAGUAUGGUGAAGAAACAUGGGAAAAAUUAAGGCUGCAGGCUGGAGUCCAGGAUUCUUUCUUGACUUUUGAGGUUUACAAAGAUGAGAUCACAAUGCAGCUUGUUGACAAAGCCUGCAAAGUAUUAGGUGUUCCUGCUGACCUUGUUCUGAGGGAGUUUGGAAAGUAUUUCUUUGAAUUCUGUAAGCGCUCAGGCUAUGACCACAUGCUGAGGACACUGGGUGGAAAUCUCUAUGAGUUCAUAGAGAACCUGGAUGCAUUGCACAGCUACCUGUCCCUUUCUUACCAGGAGAUGAAUGCACCAUCUUUUAGAGUAGAAAAGAAUGAAGAUGGGUCAAUGCAUUUACAUUACUAUUCAGACAGAAGAGGUCUGUGCCAUAUUGUGCCAGGAAUCAUUGGUGCAGCAGCCCUGGAUUUUUUUAACAUUGAGAUUUCAAUGAAAAUAGUCAAUCAAACAGAAGAAGAAGAAAGAACUGGGAAAAAAGAACAUAUCGUAUUUCUUGUCACUCAAAACCCUCUAUUUCCAUGCAAGGAAAGAAAAGAAUUUUCUUCCUCAUCUCCAUGUCUUGUUGACUCUGAAAAACAAAUUGAGAACCAAGUGAAUAAAGAGGACCUUGAAAAAGCCAAGAAUGCACAUGGAGACACAGGAAACUCUGUUUGUCCUGUUAAGAAAAGUCACUGGAAAACAUUAAGAGGAAUUAUCACAUUAGGAAAAGGUAAACUCCUGAGAGGAUUUGAUCCUGUUUAUCCCAAGAGCCUCUGGAUUGAUACAAAAACAUUUUGCAAUGGACUUCCUUUUCACAUGGUUUUUGACAAAGAGCUCAAAGUGAAGCAAGCUGGGGUGAGCAUUCAAAAGAUUGUACCUGGCCUUCAGACCAUGGGCAUCUGCUUGGAUCAGUACUUCAGGAUCGUUCACCCAGAAGUACCCUUCACCAUCUCCAGCAUUCAGAAAUUCAUCAACAGCCAAUUUGUUUUCCAGACUAGAAGAGAGAUGAUGCCUGAGUCAUGGAAAGAGCGGCCAAUGCUAGAGCUGAGAGGGCAGAUGCUGUGGAUGGAGUCCCUGCAGUGCAUGCUGUACCUGUGCUCGCCCCUGCUCCGCACUCUGCACGAGCUGGAGGAGCGGCAGAUGCACAUCGCCGACAUCGCCCCCCACGAUGUCACCAGGGACCUGAUCCUCCUCAACCAGCAGCGCCUGGCUGAGAUGGAGCUCUCCAACCAGCUGGAGAGGAAGAAGGAGGAGCUGCGGGUCCUGUCCAAGCACCUGGAGGAAGAGAAGAAGAAGACUGAAGCUCUGCUCUAUGCCAUGCUUCCCCAGCACGUGGCCAACCAGCUGAAAGAGGGCAAGCGAGUUGAGGCAGGAGAGUUCAAGGAGUGCACUAUACUGUUCAGUGAUGUGGUGACCUUUACCAACAUUUGUGCCCAGUGUGAGCCUAUUCAGAUAGUUCUCAUGUUAAAUUCAAUGUACCUGAGAUUUGACAGACUGACCACAGUGCAUGAUGUGUACAAGGUGGAGACGAUUGGAGAUGCCUACAUGGUGGUGGGUGGGGUCCCUGUGCCUGUACCCACUCAUGCAGAGCGAGUUGCUAAUUUUGCCCUGGGCAUGAUAAUGGCAGCCAAAGGAGUACAGAACCCAGUUUCUGGAAAUCCCAUCCAAAUUCGAGUUGGGAUCCAUACAGGUCCUGUCCUGGCGGGGGUGGUUGGAGAAAAGAUGCCUCGUUACUGCUUGUUUGGGGACACGGUGAACAUCGCGUCCCGCAUGGAGAGCCACGGCGUCCCCAGCAAGAUUCACCUCAGCUCCAGCGCCUACCAGUGCCUAAAAUACAAGAAUUUUGAGAUUACUGAAAGAGGAGAAAUAGAAGUAAAAGGCAAAGGGAAAAUGCACACGUACUUCCUCAUUAGAAAUAAAUCUGCAACUGAGAAUGAGAUUAUGGGAAGGCCAAUGAAAGAUUUCGAUUCUGGGCAUGAAUCUGUUCAGCCCUUUCCAGAAGGCAAGACUGAAACUAUACUGAGUUCUCAUCAGCCAGCUACUCAGACUCAGCAAAAGAAGGACCAGACCCCAACUGUUGCAAUGAAGUAUAUUGAUGGCCCCACAGAUGCACAAAACAGCCUCAAAAGAAGAAAUCAGAUGAAAGCUGGAGAUUUAACAGGCAAAACUUGUGAUUCCAAAAGCGAUGGGAGUCUCCAUGGCAACCAGCAUGCAGAUGAUGGUCCUCAUCCUCCAAACCAGGGAAGAGUCAAACCUGCUGCUGAAGAGCCACAGAAUAGAAAUGUUCGCUCUAAUUUUUGCACUUUACUCUAAGUUUCUUACGUUUACAUUAAACAGAGAAAUUUUAUUAUGAUUUUGUGCAUUUUGCUGGUACGGGACUGAUUUUAUAUAUGAGUAUCAUGUGAUUUUGUAAAAAAAAAAAAAAAAAGACAUUUCAUCUCAAUUUUCAGUAAAAAAUAAAACAGUGGAGGAAAAUUUUUAAUCCAUCUACAUGGGCCAUAUAAUACGCACAGUGGAGAAAGAUACCCUUGCAGGAUGCUUUGAAGAUGCAUUUUCAGCCUCUGCCACAUCUUUGAAUAUCCUUGUGUAAAAAUCAUGUGUUGGUAUCUGAUGCAGCAAUCGAGAAAGAGGUGACUCAUCCAGCUAGAAAUAUUCCUACUCAAAUGAGCACUUGCCAUAAAAGAAACAUUCCCUGAAGUGACCAUCUGUCUUGACUCCAGCACAGCCAACAACUUCCUCAUGUAAGGUUAGCAGCGUUCCACCUAUGCUUUAACUGCAGUAAAGCUUAAUUUCUUAUGGAUCUUUUGUUGGGUAAAGGCAUUAUGAAAUAGAAGUGCAGAAUAAAUCUAGAACAACCUGUAUUUUUGCAUCCUGAAGAGAGAAUAAUGUGUACUUGAUAGCAGCCAACAGUAAAAUAGAGCAUCUGUGAUCUCUGAACCAGCCAUACAUACUGUGCAUAGAAGGACACGGGAAUGGUGGAGUUACAGAGCAUCACAUUUGUCACAACACUGAAGGACUGUUCAAGGCCUACAACCUAUUUGAGACCUUCAAAUGAGUUGCAAGUUUAUUUCUCAUUUUUUCACCUGAGUUUAACAAGAAAAAAAUUCAGGACUGCAGGAGACUGUCAGUGCUGGAAUUAAUGUUGCUAGUACCAUUGAAAAGAACAGCAUUAGAGAUCAACAUUACCUGGUAUCAGAGGCUGCUCAACUGAAAUACUUCCGUGCUGACAUAUGCUUAGAUUAUGCCUGAUCAGAAAUGAGAGAGAAAAAUUGAAGCUCAUUUGUCAGGGAUUUCAGAGAGAGGAGCAAAAAUACAAUGGAUAUAAAGGUUGUAGACAACAUCAUAAAUUGUGCUGUCACUCCUAUAAAUGGAGCUUGGAAUAGGUGGGUGACUUUGACAGAAGAUGUGCCCUGCACACUGAUUUAUUACCUCUGGGUGUGGAUUCAUCGACUAAGGAUGCAGGCAUGAGACCAAUGUGAACUCUGGGCAAGAACUCACUGGAGCAGAAGGUGAUAAUGUUACUCCUCCUUAACAGACUGGAGCAUCACAUUUCCACCUCUGUGUCUGCAGCAAGAGCAAGGCUCUUUAAACUCCAGACAGAGAGCUAAGACUGAUGAAAGGCAUCUCCUCCUCUUUAUAGUAUAGCCAGAUGAAAUUUCACCUGGUUAGAUUUAUUUUUUUUUUCAAAUCUCUGAGACAGGAGCUCCAUAGUCCAGGAGCUCAGCAGCUCAGUCUACAAAACAAUUAGUGCAAUUAGACCAGCAGAGGAGGAUGCACAGAGUGAAACCACGGGUGCUGUUCUCCACACAAGAGGUGCUCCAGGGGGUUUGCUAGGUGUGGUCCCAUGCAAUGAAUACCUGUUAGCUUUUGGAGCACCUCAGAGGCACAUCCUCUGACUUAACUUCGUCCAGAAGAGAUCCAUUUGUGUGCUGUGAGACCAGUCUACAGUGAGAAACAAAGCAUGGUAAGUGGGUUUUGAGGAAACUCCCUCAGGAGUGUACUGCUGCCUGACUGAAACGCUGUUGCAGGCACACCCUGUAACAGGAGAACCUUCCACCAUACAGCUGAGCAGCACCAUUCAGGGAGUCCAGUUUUAUGAAUGGAAAGCUUUACUUACUUAUUUGGAUUUUGUUAUCUAAGUAUUGUUCAUUAUUUUGGAAGGGAGAGAUCUACUGUACGUUGAUGCUGUUCUAAGGGUUGUAAUUGUUAAGCUGAGUAUCAAGAUUUCAAACACUGGACUCUCUGCUACCCUCAGACACACAAUCUAAAUAUCACCUUCACUCCUGGGGAGUCCUCCCCAUCAUCCCAGUGCUCAUGGCUUUGUGCUUCUGUAGUACAACUGUAGCUUUAAAAAGACUUUCCUGAAGAAUGAGAAUACCCAAUUUCUCUCACUCACAAUGGUGUUAAAGUGAAGUAACAGUUAAAUCAGCACUAUCCCAGUGAUUGAAGUCAAGAAGGAACUCUGACAAGGCUUUUGUGUCUCCAGCCUAGAGAUGUGCUUCAGUACUCUUGACGAAUCUUGCAGAUGGAACAGAGAACACAUGGCAGGGGAGGACUCUGUCAUUACUGGCAUUUGCUGUGAACAUCUAAAGCCACUUUAGUCCCAAGCACAAGCGUGACAUGGGAAUUUACAUCUCUCAGUGGCCAGUGUGAAUGCAGCAGGGAAGCUCUUGCAGUCUCUGGUGCUCCUGCAGUCCCACACCUGUGUGGCUGAACAUCACUGACCACUUCUCUGAAAAAAAGAAUUGCCAGUUGGAAAUGGUCCAACCAGUCUGGCCACCAGUGAAUAGGGUGUGGUAUAUAUUCUGAGGUUUAAUACAGAUACACUACAGAGUUUUAGGCAGAAGCCCAGAACUCCUCUGAACUUGUAUGGAUCAUCUUGGGAAGAAGAAAGAAAAGAACCGUGGCUUAAUUGCUGCCAGCAUCUCUGUUCUUUAACACUCGCUUUGCUCAAACCUGCCCUUCUUGCACUGAACAAUCUAUGGGUGUUUAAUAUUGGAAUGUUUUAACUGCCAGUAAGUGCUCCAUGGUAAGCUACUUCAUGCUGUACUGUGGUAAAAAUGGUGUGCUCAGUGAUUUCUCUGUGGCAUCUGCUACAAUCUGGUUCUUCUGGGGGUGCAGAGCUGGGUCAAAUCUGCACAACUGCUUCUAAAAAUGAAUGUGCCUGUGCAUCAUCAUGUGUUCUUAAAUCUGUAGGCACUUGUAAAGACUGCAAAAAUAUAACUCAAAAAUAAAUCUUUUCAUUAAUAUAC